UAAAAAGAUGAAACAUUCAGUAUUCGAAGUCGUUAGGUUUUGAUCGAAGGUGCGAAGAAUAUAAUUUUAAAUUAUGGUCUAUGAAACAUCAUAUGACACAGGUUUAAAACCUUUUAACCAUGAUAAGAAUCGAGGGAAAUGGUCAUCACCGAAUGAUUUCUUCUUCGCCUGCCUUGGACAUGCAUUUAAAAUUGAUGCUAUUUUCAUUUUUCCGGCAGUUUUGUUUUAUGAUCUUGGAAUCUAUACACUGAUUCCAUACUUAAUAACACUGGGUGUAUGCGUGGUGCCUAUUGUAUUUAUGCAAUCAUUUCUUGGACAAUUCUCAAGCACUGGAUUUAUAUCGGUGUUUCGAAUUUCACCAAUCUUUAAAGGUGUUGGAUAUGUUUCAUUGUUUAUUAAUCUUAUGAGCCUCACUUAUUAUGCAAUUCUUGGAGCUAUACCAUUAUUCUUCUUGUUGCACUCUCUUCAACCAACAAUUCCAUGGAGUUGUGAAGGAUCCAAAAGUUGGAUGAAAGUCAAUGAAAAUUCUACUUCAAUCUGUGAUUAUAACAAUGAAACUUAUGGAAAUUGGACCGAACUUGAAGUUCCCUCAAUUGAGUAUUUCGAUCUUGAGUUAAACACAAUGGGAAUGUACCACAGAGAGCAUCCAGAAGGACGAUUUUCAUGGUUCUUGAUGAUAUGCUCGUUCAUUAUUUGGGGCGUGGUUGCCACCGUUGCUCUUAAACCUAUUGAAUUAAUAGGAAAAAUUCUACGAUAUUCGUGUAUAACAGUCAUGGCAAUUAUGGGACUUUGUGUGCUAAGAUUUCUCUUUCUGCCCGGAGCCUUUGAUAGUUUAAAACAUGUUUUUCGGCCAAUGUUCUUUAUGGCUGAAUCCAUAGUAAUGGUGCCAUUUUUGGCUUUCUCAGCUUUGGGACCUGGUUGGGGUUCGAUUUUAACCAUGGCAAGCUAUAAUAAAUUUGACACGAAUAUAUUUCGAUACAGUUGGCUUUUGUGUUUGUCACAAAUUGGUAUAGCACUGGGAAUGGCAUUUUUGUCAAUUUUUAUGAUGAGUUUUAUGUCAAGACUUGAUCCAGAAAAUAUUGGAUACAAAUAUAUUCACUCACAAUGGAUGGAAUUUUUAACCAUACCAACUGGAAUCACUUACAUGGAACUUCCUCAUAUUUGGUCUUUGUUAUUUUUUUCAAUGAUAAUUCUUGGAGCUUUAAAUCUUUUGAUUACUCAACUACUUUCAGUUAUGACGUCUAUGUUUGAUGAGUUUGAAUUGUUGCGAGAAUACAAGAAAGAAUUCACUUUGGCAACAGUGGGCUUUAUGGCAUUGACUUCCAUUUUCUAUUGUUCAAAUUAUGGAAUAACUUUCGCCGAAUCACUUAUGCAAGUUUCAGUCCUAAGUCAAAUGAUCUUAAAUUUGAUACUAUUGAUUGUGAUUGUUUGGAUUUAUGGACGUGAACGAUUCCAAAGAGAUGUUUCAUUUAUGACAAAUCAAACAUAUUCCACAUGGAUGAUAAAUGUCAUGAGAUAUGUUGCUCCAUUUUUCAUAGCUUUAGCAAUGCUUAUGGCGCUGGCAUUUGUUUUUAUUCAUUCAGGAAAAUUCAAUUCUGUGACAGUGUUUACAUUUAUUGCUUUAAUUGCAAUUCUCCCAUGGACAUUAGUUCCUGGUUAUUGUAUAUUUAAGACAUUACAAACAACUGGAGUUCUGGGAACACGACUGAAAAGAAGUGUUAGACCCACAGAUUGGUAUCCAGUUGAUCCUGUUGAUAGACGAAAGUAUGAGGAGAAAUUUAAUGAAACAGAAAUAUCACAUAAUAUUUUCACAGAAAUUACCGAAGAAUAAAUUUGAAUUAAAAGUAAGAUCGUA
Molecule: messenger RNA, 1855 nt
Organism: Eupeodes corollae
Lineage: Eukaryota; Metazoa; Arthropoda; Insecta; Diptera; Syrphidae
Product: sodium-dependent proline transporter-like
Exons: 11
Coding region: 74-1831 (585 amino acids)
Biological process (GO): sodium ion transmembrane transport
Cellular component (GO): membrane
Source: RefSeq, a predicted model, not a curated record